Messenger RNA from Musca vetustissima, 831 nucleotides. Its product is annotated as carbonic anhydrase 6-like. The coding region runs from base 1 to 831 and encodes 276 amino acids. Gene Ontology annotation, molecular function: zinc ion binding; carbonate dehydratase activity. Lineage: Eukaryota; Metazoa; Arthropoda; Insecta; Diptera; Muscidae. The record is from RefSeq and is a predicted model, not a curated record. The transcript is spliced from 4 exons.
AUGAAAAGUAUUUUGAGUAUUUUAUUGUUAUCCUCGAUUGCUCUGUGCAGCGUUAACGCCGAUCCAUGGACCUACCCUUUGGAGAACCUCUGGCCCACUACUUAUCCCAAGUGUGGAGGACUUUACCAAUCGCCGAUUGAUGUAGUUGUAGAUGAGGUGGUCACAGUUGUAUUUGACGCAUUGGUGUUUGAAAAUACCGCACUACUAUAUCUAAUAGAACUCCACAAUAAUGGCCGUUAUGUAACUGGCCAUUUGGUGGGACCACUGUCUAGACCCGCAGUGCGCAUUGGAAGUGGCCCACGAUACAAAUUCGACCAUUUCCGCUUCCAUUGGCGUUUUAAUGGCGCUCCAUCAUCGGAGAACUUCAUUAAUGGACACCACUAUGAUGGUGAAUUCCAUUAUGUGUUCAUCAACGAAAACUAUUUGGACUUCGAUGAGGCCAGCAAUCAUCCUGAUGGGCUGUUAAUUAUUAGUGUUUUAUGCAUUAUAGACGACUCCAUCGAUGCAUCGUUAUUGACAUCACUCGUGUCGGCAGUCGAAGCAAUUGUGGGCUUUGACACUUAUGCAUAUGCUGUUGAUGUUCCACUCUUGGAUUUCAUUUUGGAUCUAUUGUCACCCGAUUCUAGCCAUGCGUACUUUAAAUAUAGGGGUUCCUUGACAACACCACCAUGCUCGGAUGCCGAUAUUAUUCUUUUGAAAAAUCCAAAACAUAUUAGUAGAUUGGAGUAUGAGUUAUUCCUACCUUUGCAGGAUGAAAAUCACUCACCGAUUUAUACAAAUCCCCAUCCCACCUUGGCCCUCUCCUUACUGGUGCAUUAUGAGAAUUCAUAA